This is a messenger RNA of Lucilia sericata (common green bottle fly), 1759 nucleotides long. RefSeq names its product pickpocket protein 28-like. The record is from RefSeq and is a predicted model, not a curated record. Lineage: Eukaryota; Metazoa; Arthropoda; Insecta; Diptera; Calliphoridae. The coding region runs from base 11 to 1759 and encodes 582 amino acids. Gene Ontology annotation, molecular function: ligand-gated sodium channel activity. Gene Ontology annotation, cellular component: membrane. Gene Ontology annotation, biological process: sodium ion transmembrane transport. The transcript has 8 exons.
ACAAGGCAAAAUGAAAAAUGAAGAAAAUGAAAAAAUUUCAAAUAAAAAUAACGAAGAACAACGGGACUUAAAUACAAGUUUAACAUCACUGGCAUUAAGUGAAGUUCCCAGUGAUUUAAUCAUACAGACCAAUUUAAUAUAUGGAAAAAAGUCUUCGGCUUAUAAGGCCGUAUUAAGGGAAUAUUCAAAGAAAACUUCGGUGCAUGGAUUAAAUUAUAUUUUCGCUAUACAUCGACCAUUUUAUGAAAAAUUAUAUUGGAUUAUUUUCACGGUAAUAUCACUUUAUUUGGCCAUAAGCUAUAUGUGGGAAACAUAUAUCAAAUGGUUAGAUACUCCUACCAUAUUGGGUUUCGAUGAAACUUUAGUGAAAAUACAUAAAAUACCAUUUCCAACUGUAACCAUAUGUCCGGAGAACAAAAGAGAUAUAACAAAAUUUGAUUUUUCUGAUGUAUCGGAAUUUAUAUGGUCUGAAAUUGAACAACAUAAAAAAUUUCCCGAUAAGGAGGUUUUAACAGAGGAAUAUGUACACAAAUUUCUGGCAACAUUACAAACAUGCAAUCAAGAAGUUAUCAAUAGAUUUUCCCCAUUUUUACCGACCAACAUAAAUGUGGACGUGGCGGAAAAUCUUUUGAAUAUGGUCGCCGAUAUAAAUGUAACAAUGCAAAUGUGUAAAUGGAAUGGUCGUUUUGAUGAGGGUUGUAGUAUUAUUAGAAAGGUGCUUACAGAUGAGGGUGUAUGCUAUCAAUUUAAUGGUUUAAGGCCUCAAGAUAUUUAUCGCCAAUCAGAUUUUAUAAGUUAUAAAGAUGAAGAAGCCGAUAAGUUUAAUAAUACGCAUAAUUGGUCAUUGGAUUAUGGUUAUCAGGAUCAAGGUUUUAAUGCCUAUCCAAAAAGAUCUAUUAUGUCAUCAGUUCGCAAUGGUUUUUACGCUUUACUAGGUGCCUAUGAAGAUGAUAAUGAUUAUGUUUGUAAUAGAUUUAAACAAGGAUUUAAGGUCUUUCUAAACUCUCCUGAUAGUGUACCUGUAACAACGGGUAAUUAUAUUUUGGUGCCCAAUUCUCAUGAAGUAAUGGUAACAGUUUUACCACAAUAUAUAACAUCUCUGGAUAAUUUAUUACAAUUUGGACCUGAAAAGAGGCAAUGCUAUUUUAAUAGUGAACGAAAUUUAUACUUCUUUAAAUUCUAUACACAAAAUAACUGUCAAACUGAAUGUUUAACUAAUUAUACCAUAGCAAAAUGUGGUUGCGCUAAAUUUUGGAUGCCCAAACCUUUGGAUGUGCCAGUUUGUGAUCUAACUAAAGUUAACUGUUAUAACAAUGCCGCCAAUGAGUUGGAAAUCAUUAUAGCAAAUCAAACUGCACAAAAAGUUAAAGAUUCGAAUGUGAAAAUAAUGUGUGAUUGCAUGCCCGCCUGCAACUCAUUGGAAUAUAAUUACGAAAUAACACGUGCCUAUUUAGACGCCGAAGCAACAACAAUAGCCCAUCGUGAAAAUUAUGAAGAAGAUGGUGCUAUUACAUCUCGUGUAACUGUUUACUAUCGGGAAUCUCAAUUUACCGCCAUUAAACGUACUGUCCUUUACGAUCUCACGCAAUUAAUUGCCAAUUGUGGUGGUAUUUUCGGCUUAUUUAUGGGCAUUUCUAUGUUAAGUGUUAUCGAGUUUAUAUAUUUCUUUUCGCUGCGUUUGCUGAAUAAUUUUCGUAAGAGAAAAUUGAUUCAAAAGAAAUUGGAAGAAUUAGAAAUGGAAAUUCCAAAUUGUUCUUAA